UCGGAUCAAGAGAGGGAGAGAGGACUGGAUAGAAUAAGGGUCAGUUCGGGGAUUGUCCUGAAAAGGAGAGGAGCUAUUCCUGCCCGUGUGUGUGAGAGGAAUGAGCAUUUGUUUUGUGUUUCUUUUUUGUGCUGGUGCAAAAGGGACGUAAUUAUUCCCAAGCAGCACCAUGAGCAGAACCACGUUCUUUGAGGUGGAGGUCCUUGAUGCCACGACUAAGGAGCAGCUUUGUUUUUUAGAUAAGGUGGAUCCUCACUCUACAAUAGGAGAUAUUAAGAGUCUGUUUUACAAAUCAUAUCCUCAGUGGUACCCAGCAAGACAGGCACUAAGACUUGAUACCAGGGGAAAGUCGCUCAGAGACGAUGAGAUCUUACAGAACCUACCAGUGGGAACCACUGCCACCAUGUACUUCAAAGAUCUCGGGCCACAGUUAGGUUGGACUACAGUCUUUUUUGCUGAGUACGUCGGAGCCCUGCUCACGUAUCUCGUCUUCUUUUUUCGAGUGCCAUACAUCUACCCUCACGCAUACGCCCUUACCUCCAGUCCCCAUCCUGUUGUUACACUGGCCUGUGUCUGCCACACAUUCCACUACGUGAAGAGGCUGAUGGAGACCAUUUUUGUGCAUCGUUUCUCCCAUGGGACAAUGCCACUCAGGACAACAGUCAAAAACUGUGCCUAUUACUGGAGUUUCUCUGCCUGGUUAGCCUACUACAUUAACCAUCCUCUAUAUACACCUCCAUCAUAUGGAGAACCUCAAGUCAAGUAUGCACUAUUGACAUUCGCGAUGUGCGAAGUGGGCAACCUCUCCAUCCAUAUGAGUCUGAGUGACCUAAGAGCAGACGGGUUCAGAGUGAGAAGGUUUCCCACGCCAACCAAGAACCCCUUCACGUGGUUGUUUUUCUUUGUUUCCUGUCCAAAUUAUACUUAUGAGGUUGGAGCUUGGCUGAGCUUCACAGUCAUGACCCAGUGUCUUCCAGUGGCAAUAUACACUGUGUUCGGGUUCAUUCAGAUGACGAUCUGGGCCAAAGUGAAGCACAGAGCCUACAUACGAGAGUUCAAAGACUACCCGAGUGUCCGGAUGGCCAUUAUCCCCCUGAUUCUUUGAUAAUUGCUUUUGCGUGUGCUAUUGUUUUCUUGAAUCCAAUACUAUGCAAUUUUAAUACUGAUGGGCUUAAAAGACGCAAUGAUUUAGAAGCACGCUACAGCUGAGCCUUCGAAACCUCCUGGGGACAUUUUCUUUUCUUUUCAGUUUCAGCACACACAGACAAAAGUUUUUUAGUAGUGACAUAAGUGCAGCGUUUCACUAUGCAGCUUUAGUUUCUGUGCUUAAAAAAAUUAAGCCGUUUAGAACUUUAGCUCAUAAUACAGAAUGAACGUUCGUAAAAACAAAACAGCACACAGUUUAUUACUGCAUUUCUGCUUGACAAAGAAUUAAUUUUAGUAUAUUCAUAUUAAACACAGGCUUAGACACGGUCUUAAAUGAUUUCUAUGAAUCCAAAUAUGUCCAACUGAAGUCCUGAAGGGGUCAGCGUGCUGCGUGUUUCAUUCUAUCUUAUCCACGUUUGGACAUCACGUUCGUGUCUAAUGCAAAUAAUUCCUGAAUGCUAAUGGCAAGAAGGGUAGAAACAAUAUUUAGAAUGCUCUCCAUAGAUCAUAAGUUGGAAAAAUCAAUACACAUGGCUUAAUUCUUUUACACUUGUUUCAGCCAAUGAGUGUGCAUGAGUGUGCUCUCAUGCACACUCAGAUCCAGCAGCUGAUUUAGCUCCUUAUGAUGCCAUCAAUUUAGGUGGGAACAUACCAGAGAAACUUUUAUAUCAUUUCUGGUGAUUUGAACCAGAGAAACACCCGCUUGCAGGACUUUGGUCCCUCAGGACUGAUGUUCCAACUCCACCAUGUUAACGAAGUCCAAGUAAAUGUUCCGCUUUUUCUGUGCUUCAUUUUCACUUGUUGCAACAUUUUAUUUAUCUGACUGGCUUGUUCAGAAAAGCUUG
Molecule: messenger RNA, 1991 nt
Organism: Poeciliopsis prolifica (blackstripe livebearer)
Lineage: Eukaryota; Metazoa; Chordata; Actinopteri; Cyprinodontiformes; Poeciliidae
Gene: tecrl2a
Product: trans-2,3-enoyl-CoA reductase-like 2a
Exons: 13
Coding region: 170-1105 (311 amino acids)
Biological process (GO): very long-chain fatty acid biosynthetic process
Molecular function (GO): oxidoreductase activity, acting on the CH-CH group of donors
Source: RefSeq, a predicted model, not a curated record